This is a messenger RNA of Tribolium madens (black flour beetle), 1659 nucleotides long. Its product is annotated as feline leukemia virus subgroup C receptor-related protein 2-like. Bases 349 to 1644 code for a protein of 431 amino acids. Gene Ontology annotation, molecular function: heme transmembrane transporter activity; heme binding. The record is from RefSeq and is a predicted model, not a curated record. Gene Ontology annotation, cellular component: membrane. Gene Ontology annotation, biological process: heme export; transmembrane transport. The transcript is spliced from 7 exons. Lineage: Eukaryota; Metazoa; Arthropoda; Insecta; Coleoptera; Tenebrionidae.
UAUUAUUCACUGAUUACCUACCUACACAUCUUAUUUCAACUUAGUGACAAAAUAGGAUUUCAUAUCUUAUCAUCCAUUUUUAGAUAGUGUAAAAUAAAAAUUUUAGUUUGUUGUAACCAUUUUGUCUGUUACCUCUACAUACCAUAUAAUUAUUCACUGUCCUUGAAUUUUGCACUAGGCACAAUAGUUGUCUGCUAUUAAAUACAUAUUUUAAGGUUUUUCAUUUUUAUUUUACCUGUGUUGUAAUUCAUAUCGCAAGUCAAGAUUAUGAAGUAUUUAUUGUUAUAAAUAUCAGCACUUAAGCUGAUAUCAAUCACUUAAAUCCUACUAAAGUGUAGCAAAACCACAAUGGACUCUUCUUCAAAUACACAAACAGUGAAAGUGUAUAAAUAUCGAUGGAUAACUCUUUCAAUAUUUUGUUUCUAUUCUUCAAUAAACUUCGUGCAGUUUCUUCAGUAUUCGAUCAUUUCAAACAUCACAGUCUAUUAUUACAAUGUAGAAGACACACUUGCGGACCUGACAGGUCUAUUCUUCAUGAUUUCAUUUAUCAUAUUUUGCCUUCCAGUCAACUACCUUAUCGAAAAAUACAAUUUGAGAACCACUGCCCUUAUCACUAGCAGUUUAACAACAUUAGGAAACCUUAUUAAAUUACUUUCAGUUUCUCCGGACCGAUUUUAUGUUGUUUUAAUUGGCCAAGCUCUCUGUGCUAUUGCCCAAGUUUUUGCGAUGAGUAUCCCAUCGAAAUUGGCAUCAACAUGGUUUGGAGCAGAAGAAGUCUCCACAGCUUGCGCUAUCGCAAUUUUUGGGACUCAGAUCGGGGUUGCAAUGGGAAGCAUCAUGUCUUCACAUUUGGUCAGAAAUAGUAAGAAUAUUGACGAAAUUGGUGAUGACUUUAUGACACUACAAAUAAUCAACGGCUCCAUAACGGUUGCUAGUUUUAUUACAGUUUUAUUAUUUUUUAGGGCUAGACCUCCACAGCCUCCAAGCCAAUCUCAAGUCACCAUCAUUGACGCGGAAAAACCUUCGACUAUGUCAAUUAUCAAACAAAUGAUCAGGAAUAGAGAUUAUGUGUUAUUACUAAUAGCGAUAGGAAGCUCGAAUGGAUUAUAUUCCUCGUUUGGAAUUUUGUUUAAUGGCCUUUAUCUCAAUUAUUUUCCUGACUCUGAGGCCGAAGCUGGGAUAAUUUCAGCUCUAGCCAUUAUUGCUGGCGGUUGCGUUGGCAGUGUAAUAUUUGGAUAUGUUUUGGACAAGUGGCACCAUUUUAAAUACACCUCCUUUUUCGUUAUUUUUUUAUCUGCAGUUACAUACAUUUUUGUGGUUGUUUCAAUGGAAGAAAAGGUUCAAUUGGUCACAUAUUUCACCAUUCCACUGUUUGGAUUUUUCAUUGCGAGUACAUUACUCGUAGGUUUUGAAUUUGCUACUGAACUCAUGUAUCCCGUUCCUGAAGCCGCAUGUUGUGCCAUUUUAAAUGCUUUUAUUUAUAUUUUUUCAGUGGCGUACACUCUAAUUUUCGGUGCUUUGUUUGACUCGAUUGGUUAUAUACCGACAAAUAUUAUUAUAAUAGUAAUUUUAAUGCUAAGUUCAUGUAUUGUUUAUUUUAUUAGACCAAAUUUGCGACGAAGAGAAGCAAACAUGAAUAAAUAAACUAUUUUUUGACUA